AUGCAAGUGUUAGACUAUGAAAAUAAUAAUUAUCAUCAUUUACUGGAACGCUGUACAAAACAUAUGACGUCAGUGGGAAAAUCCUUUAUGAAUAUAUCUUCAUGUACCAGAAAUAUAGUUCUAGCACCUAAAUUUACAAUAUCCAUGUGGCUAAAUCCGUCGAAAUCUUAUUGUGAUCUGUUUUCUAACUCCCCUCUCCGUAAGCGAACAAAAACAUAUUUGUUUUUUAAAAAAAAUUAUAUGUAAAUUUAUAAUCAUCUUUUUUUCAAAAUUUAAAAAAAAUUCAAAUUUGAGAAGUAAAAAUUAUUUUAAUUUGCAAAAUUUAUGUUUUAAAAUGCAAGCCGUUUAUUAUCAAAUAAAAUUUCAUUAAAAAGAAUUGUCGCUAAUAUAUCAAUUUUCUUUCAUAAAAAAUUUUUGUCCACCCACGGAGGGAGUAUUUUUACCCAAAAAAACUAGGGAUUUUCCAAUGAUUUUGUUCGCUCACAGAGGGGGAAGUAAGCAAUCAAUAUCACAGACGAGCGACUGAACUUGAUAG
Blepharisma stoltei is the source of this 535-nucleotide messenger RNA. Lineage: Eukaryota; Ciliophora; Heterotrichea; Heterotrichida; Blepharismidae. The record is from the annotation of a GenBank genome assembly.